UUCCCACUUCCGCAUUCCCUCAUGCCAUGGCGUUCAACACAAACGUCUUCGACCAUGGCCCGUCAUCUGUGUUCGCCACGCGGGACGGCUCUUCGGGCGUCCCGUUCGUGAUGGAUGUUUCGAAAGACCCUGCGCCACGGGUGGUGGCCUCCAUAUGGGCCAUGAUCUCCGUGUCGACCGUGUUCCUCUUGCUCCGGGUCUACUGCAAAAGGGUCAGGACGCGGGGCAUGUGGAUAGACGACCACAUCCUGAUCGCGUCUUGGGUGUUCCUCCUGGUCUCGACAGCCCUCACGACCGAGCUCAUGAGGCUCGGGUUCGGCAAGGCGACCGACUUCGUGCCGCACAUGCACACGCUCUCGUCCGUCAACGUCGUGACCAACAACGUCGCGCUGGCCCUCAGCAAGACGUCGUUCGCCGUCACCAUGCUGCGCAUCACGUCGGGCGGGCAGAGGAUCUUCAUCGGGUUCCUGACGGUGUCGAUGAACGUGAUCCUGGCGACGGGGGCCGUCGCCGUGUGGAAGGCCGCCUGCGACAGGCCGGCGGACGCGUACGAGGCCGUGCUGCCGGGGUCCUGCUGGCGGGUGCAGGACUCGGUGGUGAUGGCCAUGGUUGCGAACGGCUACUCUGCGCUCGUCGACUUCAUACUGUCGUUGCUGCCGUGGUCCAUCAUCUGGGGGCUCGGCAUGAAGCGGCAUGAGAAGGUGGGCGUUGCGGUGGCCAUGAGCCUGGGCAUCGUAGCAGGCCUGGUCGGCGUCGUCAAGGUCGUCCAUAUAGUGACCAUAGCAGACGGCGCCGAUAUCCCGUACCGCCUCUCGCUGCUCUUCAUCUGGGGCCAGGCGGAGCCCAACGUCACCAUUGUGGCUUUGUCGAUCCCGGUGCUGCGGGUGCUGUUCAGCGAGAUGUACGCCACCUCGAAGCAGGGUGGGAGAGGGGGGUACAUGAAGUCGAACAACCAGAGCGGGUUCCCGUCCGAGAUCGGGAUGAACACGCUGGAAGAAGGGCGGAGGAUAGAAGAGGAAUCUAGCCAAAGAGUCCUGCGAGCCAUGGGGACGUCAAUAACGGGGGAUGCUGGGGACACUGACAUCAGAUACAACGCGAUGGACGGAGUUACGCAGGGGACACAUGGAUACGUUUUGCGGGAGCCUGAGAGAUGUCACUAUAAUAAGAGACCACCAAGAGUGUUGAAGUAAUCAAAUCAGAAGUUCACAAUGGCGUCCUGUCUGUCCCGUCAGUUCC
Colletotrichum destructivum is the source of this 1236-nucleotide messenger RNA. RefSeq lists its product as uncharacterized. The transcript has 4 exons. NCBI's taxonomy places the organism in Eukaryota, Fungi, Ascomycota, Sordariomycetes, Glomerellales, Glomerellaceae. The record is from RefSeq and is a predicted model, not a curated record. The coding region runs from base 27 to 1190 and encodes 387 amino acids.